UAAGAGGCACAUCUCAUUUCUCAGCUUAGUGUUGUUUAUUUAUUAUUUUAUUUAGGCCUCUGCUUUACGUCUGUCAAACAAAGGCUGGAUGUUCUUUUAUCUUCAUUCUGGUCAAUGCAUGGCAAAUCUCCCGCGCUGAAGUCCACGGAAACGACUCCUCCUUGUUUCGCGCUACAUUGUGAACUGGGCGGGCGAAGAAAAGGAGAGAAGUCCGCUAUUGGGCAUUAUUUUGUCUCAGGGCCGCUUGUUUCCGCUUUUUCUUCUAUGCUCACGCCCAGCCCAGUGACCUGAGCUGAAUAAAUCCAUUUACUGAUAUAUAAAAUGGCCUCCUUGAAAGAUGCUGUAGUGUUUUAGCUUGCUAUCAAUUUCAUGGACUCUUCGUUUAUCAUAUUUUAUCUCUGUCACCACGUUCCGAAGAAAGUCAAGGGGGCUCGGGCAAUUUCCGUUUGUCUUUUGCCCAGCAGGAUAAGUUUAUAUUUUAUGUAGCCAAGUCGUCAAGUGGAUGUCGACUAAUAGCUAGCCAGCUAGCUGUUUUAGCCCAAUUACUAGCCGAAAAGCUAGCUAGUUGUGCAGAGUAGUCUCGCUCUACUUUGUUUUGAGCGAGGGAGCAAUAUAGCCGGGUCAGCAUCAAAUGGCCGAACAGCGAAAGGUACCUUUCGUCACUCUCGCCACCUUUAACACCUCACCAGCCUCGGAAACAAAGAAAAGACGUCGGGAGGAGGAUAAUGACACCAGCCACGGGAAAAAUGGAGGGAUUGGAAGUGCAGCAACCGGGCCAGGAGGUGGUAGUAGCAUGUUCGGUAACAUGAAAGGAAAUGGUAACGUUGCUGACGGAACUUCUGGAGAACCCAGGGCAGUCACGGUGCGUUUGAAUUUAUCCUUGUCUGAGCCCAGUGAUAAAGGAUCUGCAGAAUACAACUACAGCGAGCUGGUUCAAGCAACUCAGGUAAAGAAGAAGAAGCCUCCUCAAGGACCGCCUCCUCAAGGACUGACUCCCAACUUUGAUCCCAACGAUCCCUUUGGUGACGAUGCAAAAGAGAGGAUGGAGGUGGAAGCACUUGCCAAAAAGUUUGAGAGCAAAUAUGGGGGAAACCCGAGCAAAAAGAAGAGAAAGGACAGGAUCCAAGAUCUGGUGGACAUCGGAUACGGCUACGACGAGACGGACCCCUUCAUAGAUAAUUCAGAAGCCUAUGAUGAGCUGGUGCCCGCGUCCUUGACCACUAAGCUGGGCGGCUUUUACAUCAACACGGGCACCCUGCAGUUCCGACCAGCUUCAGACUCAGAGGGGGACGACACAACUAAGGAUGGAAAUCAUCUUAAGGCGCCAGCCAUUGAGGAAAGAGUGAUCAAGAAAAGGCGGAAAAAGCAAGAUGGUGGUUUGGAGCUGGAGAAGAAACCAAGAAAGAUGCGGGUGCCAAAGACAGGGGUGUCGUCAUUAAACCGUCCAGAGAAGAAGAAGCGUAAGAAGCUGAUGAAGGACUCCCUGAACCUGGCGGCCAUGCUGCGCCGCUUCGCCCGCGAGAAGGAGGAGAUCCGCAAGAAGCAGCCGGGCGUAGUCAAGGUGACCCGAGGCCCCAACGCUGCCAAUGCCACCGCCACGCCCAACCCUGCCGCCACCCAGCGACCCCCAGUGGCCGUGCUCAACUCCCACCCCCCGCCCGGUAACGCCGUCCCCCUGGGCACUGCCGUCACCACGCCCGGAGGCGACUUCAACAUGUCCGACUUGACCACCGACCCGGCGGUGAUGUCAUUGCUGGGCGGCGCCCAUGACAACGAGAUGCUGCAGGACCUGAUGGGGGACCUGGAUUUCGGCCUGUUGGACUCUCCCACGCCCGCCAGCCCCCGACAGCAGGCGGAGAACGGGAACCUGCUGCCAGGAGGUCAGAAGGCUGUGGUGGUACCCGGAGGUGUGGCAGCGGCGGGCCGGAUCCCCAAAGGACCCCUCAACCCACCGCCACUGCCCAGCGGCCUGCCGGGACCCCUGGUCAAGCGCAUCGAGGACCUGCGGGCGGCAUCACGUCAAUUCGACCAAGAAGGCCGCAAGAAGUUCUUCACUCUGGACAUGAACAACAUUUUGCUGGAUAUUGAGCUGCAGGUUCAGGAGCAGCCCAUUGAGGCUCGCUCAGCCGUCUACUCCCACAUGGAGGCGUUCGUACCAUGCAACAAGGAGGCCCUUCUCAAGCGUUUGAAAAAACUCAGCCUCAACAUACAGGAUGAUCGUCUGCGCACCCCUCUCCUGAAGCUGAAGCUGGCAGUCUGCAGCGUGAUGCCUGAGCAGAUAGCAAGGUUCAACAUGGACUGCAUGGCCAGGGUGGCAAAACAGCAGUCGGAAGAGGGAGAGAAGAAUGGCUCGGAGGAGGACGACGAGGAGAAGCCGGGGAAGAGGGUGAUGGGACCCCGCAAGAAAUUCAUCUGGGACGACAAACUCAGGAACCUGCUGUGCAUCUUGGUGCGGGUGAAGCUGGGCUGCUACGAGCGGGAGGCCCAGAACUCUCUCUCGGCUGAGGACUACCUCAAAGCCUUCAUGGAGACGGAGGUCAAACCACUCUGGCCCAAAGGCUGGAUGCAGGCCAGGAUCCUGUUCAGAGAAAGCCGCAUGGCCCAUAACCACCUCACUGGCAACUCGGUCAAGAAAAGAAUAGUACCCACACCAAAAGUCAAAUCCAAGGAGGUGGUGUGGACCCCGCGGGCGACCCCGGUGGUGGUGGACCCCUCCUCCCCGCUCGCCCUGGUGGCUCGUCAGCACCUGCAGCCCGAGCAGCUCCGCCAGUCGGAGCCCAUCUGCCUGUCCGACUCCCUGGACGAGGACCUGGGCACGCCCUCGCUGGACUCCAUCUCCCAGGCGCUGGCCCUCCUCAGCAACGCCGCCAAGGGCCUGAUCCAGGGAGACGGCCCCGCGCAGGCCUCCGCCCCUUCCUCCUCCUCCUCGCUCCUGCAGAAGAAGGGCCCCUACGUCUCUACCUCCUUCACCGGUUCCCCCACCCUCUCCUCCUCCUCCAUGGCUAAGGGUUCUCCGCUGGCCCAGGCUCACAGACACUCCUCCUCAGGGGCGGCUGAGUCGCCACGGACUCCUGGUAGCAAGGCCUCUUCCUCCUCCUCCUCCUCAGGCUCCCCGUCCACGGGCAACAAGGCCCGGCCGCCCCCCACCGCCUCCCCUCUCCUGCCCCCCCAGCACAAGGCCUUCAGCCUGGCUGGCAAGGUGGCCAAGGGUGGCACGGUGAGUGCCGCGGAGGUCAUCCUGGCAGCCUCGGCGCAGGCACGUGCCCAACAACACGCCAUGGCUGUCGCUGCUGCUGCUGCCGCCGCAGCCUCGUCCUCUUCCUCCCCCCACCACCUGGCCUCCAAAGCCCAGCAGCAGCAGGGAACACCGACCCCCUCACACCCCACUCAGGACUCCAGCACCAAGGCCUCGCCGGCCCCCUCGCCCCCCCAGCCUCGCACCCCUCCGUCCCAGCAGCAGCAGCAGCAGCAGCCAGGCUUCAUCACGCCCAUGCAGGCCACCCUCACCAAGUCCUCCCACAGCUCCAGCUCCCCCAUCCUGAAGCUGACCCCCAGGCCCCCGGCCCCUACGUCUGUCGCUGCUGCUGCCGCCGCCGCCGCCGCCGGGGCUGCUGCCUCCCCGUCCACUGCUGCUUCAGCUCCGCAGGCCAGGCCCUCCUCUCAGUCCCUCCCCGCUGCCCAGCAGUACACCUCCUCCGCCUCCCCUUCUUCCACAACGUCCUCCUCUUCGCCCGCCUCCAAGACGCCAGCUUUCCGCCCCCCUCACUCAGGCACCCCCAGGGGGCAGCAGGGUAACUUUGCAGCCAGCUCCCCGGCGGGCCAGAAGACCACCUCCGCGUCCUCCUCCUCCUCUCAGGUCACCAGCUUCUCCACUCCCGCCCCUAAACACUCAGCAGCAGCAGCAGCGGCGGCCGCCACAGCAGCAGCAGCAGCAGCAGCCGCCUCUAGUGCCAGCGCGCCCACAGGGCAGCGGCAGAGGGCCGGUAGCACGGGGGGCGUGGCAGCCAAGUCAGCAGCUGUGUCCUCAGCAUCAACUACUCCGCAGCUGUCACAGGUGUCGUCAGCUGGCAGUGCCCUGCUGGGUGCGGCGGGCCCGUCCCUGCCGCUGGGCUUCGGCAUGCUGGGGGGCCUGGUGCCAGUCUCCCUGCCCUUCCAGUUCCCCUCCCUGCUCAACCUGCCCCCGCCCGGUGUCACCAGCGCAACCGGCACCGCCGCCUCAGUCACCAGCAGCUCAGGAUACUCCCUUCCACAGAAUCUCUUAAAGAGUCUUCAGUCUGGCUCUCAAGCUGCACUACCUCCUCACUUGCAGCUGGCUUUCCCAGAUGUCACUCAAAGCCAGGGUGGGGACAAGAGGAAAACUCUCUGAAGUGGAUGAAUGGAUGGACUCGCAUGGAUGGGUGGAUGAGAUGAAUGAAUAAGCCUAACAGACAACAGAAAUUGAAUAUGCAUGGCCUCCAGAUCAAAAUCGCUGAAAAGGACAUGAUAAACUAAAAAAAAAACAAAAAAAACAUAACGGACAAAAAGGAAUGAAACAAAUUGGAUUUUAUGAUAUUGUUUUUAACUAUCAAAUGGGUAACAAAACCUUUUUGUCAAUGUUUACACAAACAGACCUGUAUCACUGUGGACAGGGAGGGAUGAAUGGGUUGGAAAUUUGAAUGGCUGGAUGAAUUGCUGUAUGAAUGAAUGAAUGAAUGAAUGAACGAAUGAAUGAAUGAAUGAACGAAUGAAUGAAUGAAUGACUGGGAUGGAUGAAUGGUUGGUUGGUUGGUUGGUUGAAUACCUGUAUGAAUAUGUGUAUUUGUACAUGCGCAUGCACUUCAGUGCAUCAAUUUGUAUAAAGCUUUUCUUUUGUUUUUAUUGCGUUUACCAAGCUGUAUGAAUGCAGCCCCCCUGCCUCAUGCCUACUAGGUCCUUGUGUCUCUUGGUGCUGUCUAUUGAGUAAUGAGAACCUAAUAAGCACCAUCCUGGCCUCUGUAAUCAAUGUAACAUGACAAAACUGCUUAAAAGGGGCUUCGGGAAAUGUCUUUUUUAUUCUACUUGAAAAUUUCUCCCCCCUCAUGAAGUUUGUUUACUCAAGUCAGCAAACAAAAAAAUGAAUGACAAUAAAAGGUAAACGGCCUUAGUUCAAGCCAAGAAACAUA
Engraulis encrasicolus (European anchovy) is the source of this 5141-nucleotide messenger RNA. RefSeq names its product ubinuclein 2b (gene ubn2b). Gene Ontology annotation, biological process: chromatin organization. Lineage: Eukaryota; Metazoa; Chordata; Actinopteri; Clupeiformes; Engraulidae. Bases 632 to 4366 code for a protein of 1244 amino acids. The record is from RefSeq and is a predicted model, not a curated record. Gene Ontology annotation, cellular component: nucleus. The transcript has 17 exons.